Messenger RNA from Zophobas morio, 1072 nucleotides. RefSeq names its product cuticle protein 19.8-like. Bases 14 to 1072 code for a protein of 352 amino acids. Gene Ontology annotation, cellular component: extracellular matrix. The record is from RefSeq and is a predicted model, not a curated record. The transcript has 2 exons. NCBI's taxonomy places the organism in Eukaryota, Metazoa, Arthropoda, Insecta, Coleoptera, Tenebrionidae.
UCAGGCAACAGCAAUGGCAUUCAAGCUCGUGGUCCUCAGCGCUUUACUCGCUUACGCCAGUGCUGGUCUGGUCAGCGCUCCAGCCACCCUCUCCCACGCCCCCAUCUCCUAUGGAGCCGCCCCCAUCUCCUAUGGAGCCGCUCCCAUCGCCUACGGAGGCUAUGCAGCCCCCAUUGCUCGUGCUUCAUUGGCUGUAGCCGCCCCCAUCGCCCCAGUAGCCCGUGUUGCCGCUCCAGUCGCCGUCGCCGCUCCCAUUGCCCGUGCCGUAGCCGCCCCCAUCGCCCCCGUAGCCCGUUAUGCCGCUCCCGUCGCCGUCGCCGCUCCCAUCGCUCGUGCCGUAGCCGCUCCAGUUGCCGUCGCCGCCCCCAUCGCUCGUGCCGUAGCCGCCCCAGUUGCCGUCGCCAAGACCGUCGUCGCUGACGAAUACGACCCCAACCCACAGUACUCUUUCGGAUACGACGUCCAAGACGGUUUGACCGGAGACUCCAAGAGCCAGGUUGAAUCCCGCUCCGGAGAUGUCGUCCAAGGCAGCUACUCCCUCGUUGAUCCCGAUGGCACUCGUCGUACCGUCGAAUACACCGCCGACCCCAUCAACGGAUUCAACGCUGUAGUCCACAGGGAACCCCUUGUCGCUAAAGUCGCCGCCCCAGUCGCCGUCGCUGCCCGUGUUGCCGCCCCAGUCGCUGUAGCUGCCCCAGUUGCCCGUGUUGCCGCCCCAGUCGCCGUCGCUGCCCGUGUUGCCGCCCCAGUCGCUGUAGCUGCCCCCAUUGCUCGUGUUGCCGCCCCAGUUGCCGUAGCUGCCCGUGUUGCCGCCCCCGUGGCUGUAGCUGCCCCAGUUGCCCGUUAUGCCGCUGUAGCUGCCCCAGUUGCCCGUUAUGCCGCUGUUGCCUCUCCAGUCCUCCGUACUGCUGCCUAUGCCGCCCCAGUAGCUGCCCACUACGCCGCACCCAUCGCUACUUCCUACGCCGCACCCAUCGCUACUUCCUACGCCGCACCCAUCGCUACUUCCUACGCCGCCCCCAUCGCUAAGGUCCACGCUCCCUUAGCUUACUCCGCCUCUGUUCUCCACUAA